Molecule: messenger RNA, 1669 nt
Organism: Manihot esculenta (cassava)
Lineage: Eukaryota; Viridiplantae; Streptophyta; Magnoliopsida; Malpighiales; Euphorbiaceae
Product: S-adenosylmethionine decarboxylase proenzyme
Exons: 2
Coding region: 311-1396 (361 amino acids)
Biological process (GO): spermine biosynthetic process; spermidine biosynthetic process
Cellular component (GO): cytosol
Molecular function (GO): adenosylmethionine decarboxylase activity
Source: RefSeq, a predicted model, not a curated record
GCAAAGACUGAAUGAUCUAAUGGAGUCCAAAGGUGGCAAGAAGAAGUCUAGCAGUAGUAAAUCCUUAUUCUAUGAAGCUCCUCUCGGUUACAGCAUUGAAGACGUUCGACCCCACGGUGGAAUCAAGAAGUUCCGAUCUGCUGCCUACUCUAACUGCGUGCGCAAGCCAUCCUGAGAUCUUCCAAAUUUUUGUUUAGAUCCUUGUAGUUCUGUUUUAUAUUGCCAUUUUCUUUAAUCUGCAUUUUUUUCCUGCUUCCCUCGUUCUCUCAUACUCUAUCUUUAGAAGUGUUAUUUGUUCUGUUGAGGCAAGAUGGCCUUGCCUUUCUCUGCUAUUGGAUUUGAAGGUUAUGAAAAGAGGCUCGAAAUAUCCUUUUCUGAGCCUGGAUACUUUGCUGACCCAAGAGGAAUGGGCCUCCGCGCUCUGUCCAAAUCUCAAUUAGAUGAGAUUCUCAAACUAGCUGAAUGCACCAUUGUUGAUUCGCUUUCAAAUGAUCGUGUUGAUUCUUAUGUUCUUUCAGAAUCUAGUCUCUUUGUGUAUCCGUACAAAAUUAUCAUUAAAACCUGUGGGACUACCAAAUUGCUUCUUUCAAUCCCAGCAAUUCUGGAAUUGGCUGAUACUCUUUCACUCACUGUACGUUCUGUGAGGUAUACUCGUGGGAGCUUCAUAUUUCCUGGGGCUCAGUCGUUUCCACAUCGUAGCUUCUCUGAGGAAAUAGCUGUUCUUGAUGGCCAUUUUAGCAAGCUUGGUUUGAAUAGCAUAGCAUAUGCGAUGGGCAAUCCUGACAAAAGCCAAAAAUGGCAUGUAUACUCUGCUUCUGUUGAUUCUGGUUGCAACUCGUGCAGUGCCUACACUCUUGAAAUGUGCAUGACUGGCUUGGACAGGGAUCGAGCAUCUGUUUUCCACAAAACACAAUCCACUUCAGCUGCUGUGAUGACUGAAGAAUCUGGUAUUAGGAAGAUACUCCCAGAAUCUGAUAUUUGUGAUUUUGAUUUUGAUCCGUGUGGUUACUCCAUGAAUGCCAUUGAAGGGGAUGCAAUAUCUACCAUUCACGUCACUCCAGAAGAUGGUUUUAGCUAUGCAAGUUUUGAAGCUGUGGGCUACAACUUUAAAGAUAUCAAUUUGUCUCAGCUACUUGAAAGGGUUUUGGUAUGCUUUGAACCAACUGAGUUCUCCAUUGCUCUUCAUUCUGGAUUAUUACACGAUGAACUGGGAAAGAAGCUAUCUCUGGAUGUGAAGGGAUAUUGCUGUGGAGAGAGGAACUAUGAAGAGCUUGGGAAGGGUGGAACAAUAAUCUACCAGAGUUUUGUAAGAAACAAUGACUGUGCGUCUCCCAGGUCAAUCCUGAAAUGUUGUUGGAGCGAGGAUGAGAAGGACGAGGAAGUUGAAGAGAAAUAGUUGGUUUUCGUAUAUUUUCUUAAUUUCUGCGUGAUUGAAAUAAAAGUGUGAUUGUGAGGGCAUUUAUUGGUGUGCUGUAAGAGUUAAUAUCUGUUGUUAGACUGGGCUUUUUAUCUUUAGAUAAUCGUGUUGGCUACCUUAUUGCAGACCCCAAAAUUAAUUUAUGUAUUUUUCUUUUUUUGAGUAAAUGUAUGUAUGGUUACUCUUGAAGUCGGGCAAGUUUAUAAAGCAUGUAACGUAAAAUCAAGGUCCGAGCAAGUUUGAUUUCGUUCA